Haplochromis burtoni (Burton's mouthbrooder) is the source of this 2225-nucleotide messenger RNA. Its product is annotated as zinc finger protein 391-like. Gene Ontology annotation, biological process: regulation of transcription by RNA polymerase II. The record is from RefSeq and is a predicted model, not a curated record. The transcript is spliced from 4 exons. The coding region runs from base 86 to 1579 and encodes 497 amino acids. Lineage: Eukaryota; Metazoa; Chordata; Actinopteri; Cichliformes; Cichlidae. Gene Ontology annotation, molecular function: RNA polymerase II cis-regulatory region sequence-specific DNA binding; DNA-binding transcription factor activity.
AGUAAUCAAUGAAAACUGUUGUUGUGUGUGAGCUGAGUGUGUGAGCUGUGUGUGUGAGCUGAGUGUGUGAGCUGCGGCAGCAACGAUGCCUUCAGUUCAGUAUCUGAGAGAGUUUAUCAACGAGCGACUAACUGCUGCUGCUGAACAAAUAUUCUUGGAGUUUGAAAAAACGAUCGUCCAGUACGAGGAAGAGAUCGACCGUCAGCGCAGACUGCUGGAUAUCACCUGGAAACCCCAAAUCAAGCUGCACAGGACAGACGUCCCACAGCAACAUGUCAGCAGGGAGGAGGAGGUUCUCCCCGAGCAGCAGCUCUGUGGCCAAGAGGAUCCAGAACCUCCACAGAUUAAAGAGGAACAGGAGGGAGAGCAGCUGGUAGUGAAGGAGGAGAGUGUAGACGUCAUCAUCUGGAACGAGAGCAGUCCUCAGCAUGAACAAGAGGACGUCACCUGCAGCCCACAGAUGAAGACACAAAGGACAGACGUCCCACAGCAGCAUGUCUGUGAGGAGGAGGAGGAGGUUCUUCUCCCUGAGCAGCAGCUCUGGAACCAGGAGAGGAGCUCCAGUGUGGACCAGGAGGAACCAGAAGCUCCACAGAUUAAAGAGAAACAGGAGGAGUUCUGUCAGGAGGUGAGCCAGGAGACUGAGACCUUCAUGGUGGAAGAAAGUGAGAAAGGAAGCAAGAAUGCUGACUCAGGAUUAACUGUGAGUUUCGGUUUAAAGCCAAAAACGAGAAAUCGCGGACGUCUCGGUGCAGACGACGCUCCGAGCCAGCGUCGCUCUGACACGGCCAGCAAAUCUGUAACAUGUGACGUUUGUGGAAAAGGCUUCAAGUAUAGAUCCCGGAUGCAAAGACAUCAGAGAAUCCACACAGGCGAGAAGCCGUAUCCCUGUGAGAUGUGUGGGAAAGGUUUUUCUCAGAAGGAUGCUCUGACUGUGCACAUGAGAACACACACAGGUGAUAAGCCCUAUGUUUGUAACACCUGUGGGAAAAGAUGCUUGACCUCAUCGACCCUUACCCGGCACGCCGCGGUCCACACGUGCCAGAAGCCCUAUUCCUGCAAAACGUGUGGGAAAGGUUUUGCUCAAAAGUCCAUUUUGCUGGUCCACACGAGAGUGCACACCGGCGAGAAGCCCUAUCUGUGCAACAUCUGUGGGAAGAGAUUUUUUAAAUUGUCAACGUUUAACAUGCACAUGUUUAUCCACGCAGAUGAAAAGCCGUAUUCUUGCCAAACAUGUGGGAAAGGUUUUAAUCGAAGAACUGAUUUGUACGUCCACAGCAGAAUUCACAGAGGUGAGAAACCCUUUUGUUGCCCAACGUGUGGCAAGUCUUUCAAUCGGCGCAGUAAUUUAUUAUCCCACACAAAAAUCCACACGAGUGAGAAGCCCUAUUCCUGCGAAACGUGCGGGAAGUCUUUCAAUCGAGGCAGUAAUCUGUUACGCCACAUGAGGUCUCACACAGGGGAGAAGCCUUAUGUUUGCAAGAGCUGUGGGACCAGGUUCGCUGACUCGUCGUCACUUAAAAGGCACAGAGGAGGAGCUGCUGAAUGUGGAAGAAAAGCUUCUUUAAAAUCCUCCUGAGAGACCACACAGCUGAGAGGCUGUGACUGUAUCAGCGUUACUGCACCACGCAGCGGAGACGUCCUCUUGCUGUGCACCAUGACAUCCGUCACUGAAUUAAUCGAGUGGCACUAGCAGUGGGAGUGGGCGUGUGUUUUUGAGUCUAAAGAUAUGUUUUGAGAAAAUCUUGGUUAUUGAGUCUGUGUGCCUGUAUGUGCUUCCUGUGGUAAUGUCAAUUUCCACAACAGCCUCUGUGGAAUUUUGUCACAACAGUGGGAAGUGGAGGGGAAGCCACUGGGAGUCUGAAGUUUUCAACAAGCAGCUUCUAUAAGUUCUCUUUCCUUCCAGAGUCCGACGAACCUUUUCUCCCUUACAUUCGUCGCUGUGGCUCACGUGCUCCUGAACUUUAGUGUGGCUGUGCCACGAGCUCAUUUGUAGCCCAUCAGUUUUCUCCCACUUACAGACCUCUCUCUCUCUAUCCACCUGCUCGUCCGUGGAGCGGAUAUGCAAGUGUUCUCAGCUGAAUCAUGGGGCGGAUGCUGUGUUAUUGGACUCGACAGCUCCAGACCACACAGGGUUUAAACCAGACGGCAGAAAGAUUAAACGCAUUUUCAUCAGGUGUAUAAAUAUCAGGUGUUUUUCAGCAUGGUACCCUACAGAUGAAGAG